Molecule: messenger RNA, 404 nt
Organism: Dicentrarchus labrax (European seabass)
Lineage: Eukaryota; Metazoa; Chordata; Actinopteri; Moronidae
Gene: rpl29
Product: ribosomal protein L29
Exons: 4
Coding region: 131-325 (64 amino acids)
Biological process (GO): cytoplasmic translation
Cellular component (GO): cytosolic large ribosomal subunit; ribosome
Molecular function (GO): structural constituent of ribosome
Source: RefSeq, a predicted model, not a curated record
UCCGGUUGUCGUCUGUUCGUGUGGCAGUUUCCCUGGCUGCCGGAUAGCUGACAUGCUAGUGGAUGCUACACCGAGCUCAGCGUCUGAUGUUGUCUGAACUUUUCUCCUCUUCAGAUUAAUCAGUGUCCAAAUGGCGAAGUCUAAGAACCACACAACCCACAACCAGUCUCGUAAAGCCCACAGGAAUGGCAUCAAGAAGCCCAGAUCUCAGCGCUACGAGUCUCUGAAGGGGGUGGACCCUAAGUUCCUGAGGAACAUGCGCUUUGCUAAGAAGCACAACAAGAAGGGCAUGAAGGCGGCGCAGAAGGCAGUUCAGGCGAAAUAGGCUGCUAUCCGGUCACCUCCAUGUCUGUCAGCGUUCCACGUUUCCACCAUCACAAUAAAGCUAUGCUUUGUUAACAAAA